AUGGCUCCUGAAAACGUCACCUGGGUUACUGAGUUUAUUCUAAGAGGUAUCUCGAGCAGUCCAGAUCUCCAGAUUCCACUCUUCUUUGUUUUCCUGGUCAUCUAUGGGCUGACCUUGGCUGGGAACCUGAGCAUUAUCACUCUCACCAGUGUUGACUCUCAACUUCAGACCCCCAUGUACUUUUUCCUCCGGCACUUGGCGAUCAUCAACCUUGGCAACUCUACUGUCAUUGCCCCUAAAAUGCUGAUCAACUUUUUAGUAAGAAAGAAAACCAUCUCCUAUUAUGAAUGUGCCACCCAACUGGGAGGGUUUUUGGUUUUCAUUGUAGCUGAAGUUUCCAUGUUAGCUGUGAUGGCCUAUGACCGAUACGUGGCCAUUUGUAAUCCCCUGCUCUACAUGGUGGUUUUAUCUCACCAGAUCUGCCUUCUGCUAGUAUUACUCACGUAUGCCUAUAGCUUUUCCACAGCUAUUGUGACAACAUCUUCUGUAUUCUCUAUGUCUUACUGCUCUUCCAAUGUGAUCAAUCAUUUUUACUGUGAUACUGUCCCUCUGUUAGCCUUGUCCUGCUCUGAUACUUACUUCCCAGAAACAGUCAUUUUUGUGUCUGCAGCUACAAAUUUGGUUUGUUCCAUGACUAUAGUACUAGUAUCCUAUUUCAACAUUGUUCUAUCCAUUUUAAGGAUACGUUCAUCAGAAGGAAGGAAAAAAGCCUUUUCCACAUGUGCUUCCCAUAUGACAGCCAUCACAAUUUUCUAUGGGACACUACUAUCCAUGUAUUUGCAGCCUCGAACUAGCCAUUCACUGGACACCGAUAAAAUGGCUUCUGUGUUUUACACACUUUUGAUCCCCAUGCUGAAUCCCAUGAUCUAUAGCCUGAGGAAUAAGGAUGUGAAGGCUGCAUUAAAGAGAUUGCUGACAAAUUUAUUCUGUUCUUUUAAAUCAAUGUGA
Pipistrellus kuhlii (Kuhl's pipistrelle) is the source of this 948-nucleotide messenger RNA. RefSeq names its product olfactory receptor 8J1-like. NCBI's taxonomy places the organism in Eukaryota, Metazoa, Chordata, Mammalia, Chiroptera, Vespertilionidae. The record is from RefSeq and is a predicted model, not a curated record. Gene Ontology annotation, cellular component: membrane. Gene Ontology annotation, biological process: sensory perception of smell; G protein-coupled receptor signaling pathway. The transcript has a single exon. The coding region runs from base 1 to 948 and encodes 315 amino acids. Gene Ontology annotation, molecular function: odorant binding; G protein-coupled receptor activity; olfactory receptor activity.